UGAAUUUCAGCGAUUCAAAGCUACCUGAUGGUUUUUUGCCCUCUCGGAGUCCCGAAAGGACCGCUACUGUGUGUGAAGGUUAAUGCGUAUUACAGGUUACAGGCGCGUAAAAAGCGCUUAUCCUGAAGUGUUGUCCUCGUCCUUAAGUGUUUAUUUCUCCGGUGGCGUACCGUGGCCAUGCUCCGUGUCUCGGUGUCUGCUGUUCUCUGCUGUGUCUGCAGUCGUCCCUCUGACCUUUAGUCUGCUGGUCCCACCGCGGGAUUGUUAGGAUAUCCUAGCGGCGUUGUGCGCUCAGGACUCCGACUCAUCCUUGGAGAAGUUCCUCCGCCGCAGUCCCAUGCAUAGCGCUUCUCUUCUCUCCUCCCCUCCUGCUGCGAUAAGGAUGCUGCUGGCUUUACACGGUCAAACUCCACAGGAUAAGCCUGAGUUUAACAAACGGACCAUGUAACCAGAUCAGAUAUGUUCAUACAGUGUGGCAGUCCUCUCACCUUUGACCUCUAAUGUGACUUCUCCUCACCCGUACAACCUUUAAACACUCUUCUGAUGUGUUAAGCAACUUUGCUGAACAGUUUGAUGGAGAGCUGGUCGGAUGACAGCUGGAACUGUUGUCAUAACCGGAGGAAUACUGGCCACAGUGAUACUUCUGUGUAUCAUAGCUGUGCUCUGUUACUGUAGACUCCAGUACUACUGCUGUAAGAAGAAUGGGUCUGACAGCGGCUCCAUCUCUCAGCAACACUUUGCCUGCAACGCCUGCAGUGUCUCCGGCCUGGACGGGUCCAUCAUCACCCCGCUGUCCAUGUCCCCACCAGACCUGCCCCGAGCCUCCGACCCCAACAAACCCACAGGGGGGCCACGCACCUACUGCCCCACCUGCUCGCCCUAUGACUCGCCCUUCUACAUCCGUACCACUGACGAGAUGCGCAACGGUGGCGAGCGCAUUACCUACAUGCCCACACACUAUGAGAACCAGGCGCUGGCGAUGCCGCUGCCUACCGUCCGAGGCUCCCUGCUGAGGGAGACCCAGCGAGGCCGACCCCCCGAUUUCUACACCAACACCCGAGCCAUCAGCACCGAGGUGUGACCACUCUGAAAAAAGGAAAUCACACCCAAACACACCCCUAAUUUCACUUACACAAACUCCAACAGCUCUUCUAAUAAGACCACAAUAUAAUGGAUUAUAUGUUUGUGGAAGUUAUCACAUUUAUUUAAGGAUUGGGGGGGAUUUAAGGGGGUUUAAGACUUCAACUGCUGAAGAUUCAAGUGUGACAAACAGGGAUCCCUUUCAAACCUAGUUCCUAACUUUAUAUCCUUUAAUUUUAAGUUUUCACUAUGAUAGUAAUUAUGUAAUUGAUUGUAGAUAAAACUGUAGGUUUCUUGUGGGAACAUGUCUCUUUAUGCUCCGACAUAAAGGGUCUAGUUGUAAACUCGUAAUCUGUCUGUUGACUGUUACUGUCUUUACUGACUGAGGGCUAUCUUAGAUAAUUUAAGCUACACAUCUUCCUUAUGACUGCCAAAGGACAAACAUGUAGUAUGAUGGAGUGUGUAGUAAAUAUAAAACACGUUUUCAUGAUGGAGACUGAAAUACAUUUGUAAAAGUUAUAAGAAGGAAAAGUCAUCAUCCCCUCUGCAGUUUUCUGGAUCUCUGGACGCAUGUUUGAGUUAAAGGAGAAGGUUGUAGAGGAUGGACGACUGGAGCUUACUCUAUGCAAGCUGUCUGGCAAACUACUGCAGUUCUUUAUCUCCAGUCAUCACCUUUCAGCUUCUUUUGUCUCAUCAAGCAACUCAAUUAUAGGAAUAUUGUAAGCAUGGUGGACUCUGAGGAAGAUAUGACAAUGCUGCACAUGUACAUAUACAUAAAAGCAAUUUAAAACUGGAUCAUGAAUACAGGGGUUGUUUUGGGUUGCCAGAUCCACACGGAAUCCCCACUUUCUCUACAAAGGUGUAGGCCUGUGAACAAACAAGAAUGCCAAGCUUGAAAUGAACUGAGUAAAUAUCUCUUUUGACAGUGAUGCAAAAAGUCUGAUUUGUAAAUAUUAACCAGAAAGCAAUGAACGCAUCUUUUGAUCCCAUUGUGUUCUUGACGAAAACCAUAAACCCCCUGGAAAACAUGAUGUAUUUUGAUUGAGCGAGUGUGAUUAACUACAGUAGUUUGUGAUAUUAUGUCUACACACUCCUUAUGUACUCCUGUACUACUCUCAUGUUGAGUUUUUGAAAAGCAAAUAAUCAUGUAAUUUCAUUUAAUGUUUUUUUUCAUACUGUGAGAAGUCAUAAUACACAUUUAUGUGAUUUUAAACUGUUGCACAGUGCUCGUUUUGUACAUUACAAUCACCAAGCAUUGCUUGUCAGACAAAACAUUAUAUUUAAAUAUUUCCUGUGAUUUUUUCUAUUUCUAUUUCAAUCUAUAACAACAUUAACAUUAAGUGAGGCUAAAUAAGCAAAGCAAGAAACAUUGAGGACUUGUGUAGUAUAAUGUUGGGUCAUGUUAUUUUACAAGAUUUCCAGAGAGGCCUAGUGUUGCCAUUAUAGCAAUACACGAAAGUGCAUAUUACAUUAUUGGAAUUCAUUGAUCAGAAGCUUUUUCAUUUAUUUUUUCUUACCUUUUCAUUCACUUUGAUUAAAUAAAAGUCGACUGCAGUGCCAUUACAAUACACUAUCUCAAAAUUAUUACAAUAGAACUGUAGAUAUUUUUCUCUGGAUUGACUUAAAGGAUAAAAAAAAAAAAAUACUGUAGAAGCCUGGCAAAAGGAAAAUUCAUCACCAAAGGCUGACAAGUUUGAUACGUCUAGAAUCUCUGAAGAGAAAGGAGACAUAAAAGUAGUGUUUUUGUCAUGUUUCCACUACCACAGAGUAUUCAUUGUCAUUUGUUUAUUUAGGAAUUGUAUCAACUAUAUAUUUUAUUACUUACAUACUUAACCAGUUAUCUUUAACAACAGAUAAGAAGAUUUUUAGAAAUGUGGUUAAAACAGAUAUUGUACCUGACGAAUACAGAAACAAUAAUAUUUGACAGUGUUAACUUUUGACUAUAAA
This is a messenger RNA of Notothenia coriiceps (black rockcod), 3027 nucleotides long. Its product is annotated as protein FAM163A. NCBI's taxonomy places the organism in Eukaryota, Metazoa, Chordata, Actinopteri, Perciformes, Nototheniidae. The coding region runs from base 590 to 1081 and encodes 163 amino acids. The record is from RefSeq and is a predicted model, not a curated record. The transcript is spliced from 5 exons.